Molecule: messenger RNA, 2220 nt
Organism: Anoplophora glabripennis (Asian longhorned beetle)
Lineage: Eukaryota; Metazoa; Arthropoda; Insecta; Coleoptera; Cerambycidae
Product: soluble guanylate cyclase 89Db-like
Exons: 13
Coding region: 134-2053 (639 amino acids)
Biological process (GO): cGMP biosynthetic process; nitric oxide-cGMP-mediated signaling; response to oxygen levels
Cellular component (GO): guanylate cyclase complex, soluble
Molecular function (GO): oxygen sensor activity; heme binding; guanylate cyclase activity
Source: RefSeq, a predicted model, not a curated record
CCGAAAAUAUCCUUCUCCAUUCGAAAGCAAUUUCGGCGGGCAAAUUAAGAGAAAAGUGAACUUGAAAGGAAUAUUUUUGUUUGCCGUAUAUAUUUAUUUGUCCCAUAAACCUGAUUUAAUAGCCGGUUUUAAAAUGUAUGGAAUGCUGUUGGAGAGUGUCCAAUAUUUUGUCCAGUUGGAAUAUGGAGAAGAGAUUUGGCAAAAGGUACUACAACAGUCAGAAUGUAAAUACACGGUAUUUAAUACACAUCAAGUCUACCCGGAUCACAUAAUGGCUUCUCUGGCCUCAGCACUGGCCAAAAUCACAAAUAAGUCAUAUGAUAGCUUCAUGACGUUCUUCGGAAAAUGUUUUGUCCGAUUUUUCAGCAAUUAUGGCUACGAUGCAACAAUAAAAGCUACUGGAAGAUAUUUUACCGAUUUUCUCGAAAGUGUUGACAAUAUCCAUUCCCAGUUUAGAUUGUCCUAUCCAAAAAUGAAAAGUCCUUCUAUGUAUCUCACAGAAGUUGAUGAAAAAGGCUGUGUUUUAGUUUAUAGGAGUAUAAGGCGGGGCUUUACACAUUACGUGAUGGGACAGCUAGACGAAAUAUCAAAAGACAUUUAUAAUCUGGAUUUGGAGACUACAGUUCUUAGCACUGAACACAAGACUAUAACUGGAAGAAAUAUUACUAUUGUGACAUUCCGUUUAAAUUUUGAUAAUUCUCAAUAUAUUCUGUCUAAAAAGGCCGAAAACGCUGUCCACUUAGAAACAACCCGCCAUUUACCUCCCUUCUCCUGCGAUUUACUUUUACAGCUAUUCCCAUUUGCGAUCGUAUUCAAUCCGGCUUUGAUCAUUAUCGGAUGUGGGGAGAAAUUAGUUGAGGUUGCAGGUGGAAAGGAAAAACUUCUGGGUCAACCGGUAACGAAAUACUUCAAACUGAGGCGUCCGAAGGGAAUUAUAUUUACUUGGAAAAACACCUUCUACCUCAAGUCCGUGAUGUUUGAAAUAGAAGUUCUUAGAGUUGACUUAGUGCGAAGUAAUUCCGAUGAACUAAAUGAAGAAAGUGACAGUCUGGGUGAUAAACUGAGCAGCAGGGAAAUUGAAAUUGACGGGAAGAGUAUCUCGCCCUACGCGCUGAGGCGCGAUAGCCAGCCUGGACUAAGAAACAUUCUUUUAAAAGGCCAGAUGCUGUACCUAAAUGAUAUUAUUGGAAUCAUAUAUCUUUGCAGCCCUGUUAUAAAUGAUAUUAGCGAACUUCCCGAUCAAGGACUAUACUUGAAUGAUUUAAAUCCACACGGAUUAAGUAAGGAAAUGGUUUUAGCUGGCUGGCAGAACAAUUCCAAAUUGGAGCUAAUGUUCGACAAAGCAGAACAGAGAGCAACGGAACUGGAAAAUAACUACAGUCUCUUAAAUACUUGGAAGAACCGUGGGGAUGAUUUAUUGUACUCAAUGAUUCCGAAGCCCGUUGCCGAUCGACUUAGAGCUGGCUAUAGUUCUUUGAGCACAUGUGAGUCCUUUGAAUCUGUGACAGUGAUGUUCUGCGAAUUAGUUGGUUUUAAUUCAUCAACUGUAGAGGAUGCGAUGGAACUAGUCUCCACGAUGAAUGCCGUUUUUUCAUGUUUCGAUUCCCUGAUGGAUACGUUCAAUGUUUACAAGGUUGAAACAGUCGGCCAAAUUUAUAUGGCUGUAUGUGGGGCACCUGAUAGAAAUGAUAGUCACGCUCGGAACAUCACAGACGUGUCGCUUUGUAUGGUGAAACACGUGAAGCAGUUACAAAUUCCGUCGGGUACGAAAGUGGAAGUGAGAAUAGGAGUUCAUUCCGGGCCAGUGGUAGCAGGAGUAGUGGGAAUAAAAGUCCCAAGAUAUUGCUUCUUUGGCGAUACUGUCAACACUGCCUCAAGGAUGCAAUCCACGAGCGAACCUGGAAUGGUACACAUAUCAGAGUCAACUAAAAUGCUGUUAGACGAGGAGAAAUACAUUAUAAAGAAUCGUGGAAUAGUUCAACUAAAAGGAAAGGGAGCAGUUGAAACAUAUUGGGUGUUUGAAAAUACUCAUUUCAACGAUGCAGUGAUAUAGAUACAAAGUGAUAUGAAAUUAAAAAUAAUUUGUAUGUAUUUUAAAUACUUAAUAAUAUUUUACUUUCGAGCUAUAAAAUAUAGCAAUGAAGUUGUUUUCAUUGUAUUGACUAGUUGUAUAUACUUUUAGCUAAAUAAGGUAUUAAUAAAACAACCCUACUAAAUACA